CAAAACAGUUAUUUCAAACGUGCGUCAUUGAUUGUGUUGUUGAUUUAAAGCAACAGAUGAACUGAAAGCCAUAAACUCAACUAUCACAAGCCAUAACCAUCUUUGGCGAUAAUCGUCCCGGCUGUUUUAACGCUCAGUGUGACGAGAUUCCUGUGCUUCUGUUGUCGGAGUGUCAGUCAGACAGUUUUGGGUUUACUGUGAGAGAAGAAAAAGAGAGAAAGAGAGAGAGAAAUGUGUAGGCUUUGUUUAAAGAGAAACUACAUGGAGGAGGAGGAGGAGACAGACAUCUUGCCUGUCAGAGACUGAAAAAAAGGAGCAUCAGGCCAACGACACAACUGUGGCUACACAGAAGUGCUUCCUAAAUCACAGCGAGACAGGUUUGCUGUCAGGUAAACAAAAACGAGACAAAGAAUGGGAGCCAUGCUGAUUAUUGAUUGUUACUAAAACUGAGUGCUCUACCUUCCUGGAGGACAUCAAGAGUGGGGGGGGCAGACAAUAAUAACCUCCGCCAAGAGAAGGAGGGACAGCAAUAGCCAGAGAGAGGCAGAGAGCAAAGGGAGAACUUCCCUUUCUCUCUCUCGACCCAUCUCGUCGUCAGGCUGGCCGGCUCAGCCAUGGCGUUCACCUUUGCGGCCUUCUGCUACAUGCUCACCUUGGUGCUGUGCGCCGCGCUCAUCUUCUUCGUCAUAUGGCAGAUCAUUGCAUUUGAUGAGCUCCGCACAGACUUCAAAAACCCCAUUGAUCAGAGCAAUCCCACCAGAGCGAGAGAAAGGAUUCUCAACAUUGAAAGAAUCUGCAACCUGCUCCGCAGAUUGGUGGUACCUGAGUACUCCAUCCACGGGCUCUUCUGCCUAAUGUUCAUGUGUGCUGGAGAGUGGGUCACACUUGGCCUAAAUAUCCCGCUGCUCUUCUACCAUCUGUGGAGGUUUUUUCAUCGGCCAGCUGACGGGUCAGAGGUCAUGUAUGAUCCUGUCAGCGUGAUGAACGCCGACAUUCUCAACUACUGCCAGAAGGAGUCCUGGUGUAAGCUGGGCUUUUAUCUGCUCUCUUUCUUCUAUUAUCUUUACAGUAUGGUCUACGCCUUGGUGAGCUUCUAACAGACAGGAUAAAUCUGGAGAAAUAAAAGGAAAUGUCUGCAAGAAAGACUCAGAGGAACAAAUGGAGACUUUGAUUCUUCCUCUCUCCAUGUAUCCUUCCCAUCACUGGCUUGGGUUUUCAACCGUCUAACUUUGGACAAAACAAGAAGACCAAUCUGAGUGAUAAUGUGAAUGUAAAGGCCUCCGCUCGAUUACACCGGUUUCUGCUGUCGGACGACUGGACGAGGUUUUGAAACGAAACAGAAAGAGGACGCAGCAGGUGUGUUGCCUUUGACCCAUUAUACGAAUUAACAAUAUCUUUCUGAAGGGCUGGAGUUUUCCCGUGCUGCUCUUACCGAUCCAGUCGCUCAACUCACUGUGAAUCUCCAAACACUAAUGGGCUGGAAAACAAAAUAAUUUGUCUGUAUUCUUUGACUUUGAAAAAUGUACUUAAAGCAGGAUUGUUUUGGUAUCAUUCCAUGUAUUUAAGAUGAUAGACACCUCUAAUAUCAAGCCACUGCUUUGAUCGUGUUACAGGUACAUAAAACUGUAGAAAACAGGUCAAAUUGUACAGGUUAAGAAAUGCAGGAUGGAGAUACAACAAAACAAGGGGUGAGGGGUUAGGCUUAGGGUUUUCUCUGAUGCCAGCCUCUGCCAAAAGUCAGAUUUAACAAAACAACAGAGUUAAUCAUAAGUUUGACUGCUUUGAGUGCUUGUAAUGUGCAUUCAGAAUAAGUAUGUCCAUAGCUGUAAGGACACAUUUUAUGCUACAUGCUAGGUUCAUGCUUUCCAAAGAGCUUCAUGCUCAGACAUUUAAUGCCAAAAGUUUAUAGCUGAAAAACCAUUGUGCCAAAAAAUAAAUAAAACGAAAGGUCCAAUGUGUAGGAUUUAGGAGGACAUAUUUGCAGAAAUGGAAAAUAUAAUGUAAUAAGUAAGCUUUCUUUGGUUUAAGUGUAACUUUAGAAUUAGUCAUAUAUUUCUAAAUAGCGAGCGAGUUCUCGUACACGGAGUCCAUCAUGUUCACUGCCAUGUUUCUACAGUAGCCCAAAAUGGACAAGCCAAACACUGGCUCAACAUAGGGCCACUGGUGUUUUUGCAUUGGCCGUCGUUGUAGUUAGCAGCCCCUCCACGAAGAGCCAAA
Molecule: messenger RNA, 2217 nt
Organism: Plectropomus leopardus (leopard coralgrouper)
Lineage: Eukaryota; Metazoa; Chordata; Actinopteri; Perciformes; Serranidae
Gene: cnih2
Product: cornichon family AMPA receptor auxiliary protein 2
Biological process (GO): vesicle-mediated transport
Source: RefSeq, a predicted model, not a curated record